Messenger RNA from Tremella mesenterica DSM 1558, 1191 nucleotides. RefSeq lists its product as uncharacterized. Lineage: Eukaryota; Fungi; Basidiomycota; Tremellomycetes; Tremellales; Tremellaceae. The record is from RefSeq and is a predicted model, not a curated record. Bases 139 to 987 code for a protein of 282 amino acids. The transcript has 5 exons.
CUUAAGACAUAACCUACUCCACUCAAAUCUCAGUAUCACGCUAAUCCUCAACCCUCAAUCUCUAAUCUCUUCUUCAUCCUCUAUUCUCUUACAUACCCUACUACUACUACGUAUCAACGACAAAUACAAAAGAACAAAAUGUCAACCAAGAUGAUGAUCUUCGCUGCUUCAGCUUUAGCAAGUGCUGCUAUGGCAUCUGCUCAAGCUGCUCCUAUGUGGCAAUACUUUCCGACGGCAUGCGCAAGCGAUUGUUCUCAAACGAUCGAGUCUGCCUACCUUUGCGAGACUCAAUACACGUCGUCUACCACGGAUCAAUAUGCUUGUUUUUGUGAAGCAUUCCCUUCCGACGCGUCGGGUUGCGCCACUUGUUUAAACUCCAACAACGCAGCUGCAUUGGCUAAUUUACUCACUUCGACCGUAUCGGCUUGUCCCCAAGCCGAACAACAAUGUUUCUUCGAAUGCAGUUUCGAUACUUGUGCUUCAACUGACAUCGCUUGCCAAUGUGACGGCGCUUACCUCGAAAACAUCUACAACUGCGCUUCGUGCAACACUGCCAACAACAACACUGGUACUACCCAGAUUGCCGACUUCAACGCGCUUCAAUCGUCUUGUGCAGCUCAGAACUACACUGGAGCUUCGGAUUCAUUCACUACCGUCCCUCUUGCAUCUCCUACUGGUGAAGAUGCCUACUCUGCCCCUUCGCUGACCGCCACCGGUGGUGGAGAAGCAGCCACCGGAGAUCUCACAGCAUCUGGAGCUGCUACCGCCCAAAGCUCAGCUUCAUCCGGUACCGCCUCCGCCUCUGCGUCCGCCACCGGUUCAGCAUCGACCACUUCCAAAGCUUCCGCUUCUAAGACUUCAGCAUCCGCCACCAAAUCAGGCGCUUCUGCUUCUGCUUCAGCUUCCGGUACAUCAGGUGCGGGAAUGAACUUUGCUCCCAUUGGUGGAUGUCUCGCUUUGGCCGGUGCUGUUAUCGCUCUUCUUUGAACGACAUGACAUGAUGUCAACGUUGAUGAUUGUAUGGAAGAUCUGUCAAUGGAGAGAGGAAAAAGAGGAGGACAUAUUUCAAGGACUCUUGUUUUAACACGCAAUCAUAUUUUAAAUCUUAAACACCGUCUCAUUCGUAAUUGCUCUUUUCUUGUAUUAGCAAUUCACUGGGUAAUUGCGUGAUGCAUGCUGGUGUAUUUGUAU